Messenger RNA from Trachymyrmex septentrionalis, 838 nucleotides. It is a transcript of the gene Mrm2, whose product is annotated as rRNA methyltransferase 2, mitochondrial. Gene Ontology annotation, biological process: RNA methylation. Gene Ontology annotation, cellular component: mitochondrion. The coding region runs from base 57 to 782 and encodes 241 amino acids. Gene Ontology annotation, molecular function: rRNA (uridine-2'-O-ribose)-methyltransferase activity. NCBI's taxonomy places the organism in Eukaryota, Metazoa, Arthropoda, Insecta, Hymenoptera, Formicidae. The transcript has 2 exons. The record is from RefSeq and is a predicted model, not a curated record.
CCCGCGGUGAGGUUCAUCGUGGAUCACUCCGUCGACGAAAACAUCCGGAACCUCAAAUGAACGUUUCGCUGACGAGAAGCUUGCACACCGGCCGCGCGCUUCUGAAGGAAAUCCCACGAAACUUGAAGGGCAAGAAGCACAGCUCACAGCUGUGGCUGCAGAGGCAACUGCGCGAUUCCUAUGUGGAGAAGGCAAAGCAGGAGAAGUACAGGUGCAGAAGCGCGUUCAAAUUGCUGGAGAUUAAUGAGAGAUUCAAGAUCCUUAGCCCGGGUCUGACCGUCGUGGAUUGUGGGGCAGCGCCCGGCAGCUGGACUCAGGUCGCCACCAAUCUGACCAACGCCAGUGGCAAGAAGGAAGGUCCUGUCGGCAGAGUGUACGCUGUCGAUAAACUCCCGUUUUAUCCUGUGGAAGGUGCGACCGUCUUGGGAAACAUGGAUUUCACGCACAUCAAAACGCAGGAGUCUCUAAGCAAAUUAUUGCAGGGGGACAAAGUCGACGUUGUCUUGUCCGACAUGGCUCCAAAUGCAUCCGGCAUAAGAGAGAUAGACCAUGAUAAUAUAAUGCUACUCGCUUACGCUGCCUUGAGAUUCGCGUUACAAAUCAGUAAGGCACAAAGCACGUUCGUUGUAAAAAUCUGGGAUGGUGGUAAGACGCAACAGUUUGAGCAGAAUCUGUUAAAGUUUUACAGUAGCGUCAGGGCAAUUAGACCUGAUGCGACGAGGGACGAAUCAACUGAGACAUUCUUCUUGGCUAGGGGGUUUAAAGGUCUCAAGACGAGCUGAUAUAAUUGAUUAAUUCAUAGGUACAACAGAUUUGUUCGUGUUGAAAUCUCUCAAAU